AUGGCUGUCAGCCGACUACUAAUUAUGAUUUUACUUCUCAAUUUCUCUCUUGACAUUGCUCAAGGAAGUGUUGGUGGCUUAAAAACCUACAUCAUUCAUGUAAAGAAACCACAAGCUUUGCUAUCCACUCUAAGUGAUCAUAAAGCAUAUUAUCGAUCAUUUCUUCCUAUUCACACAUUGUCAGAGAAAGACGAACCAUUACUUUACUCGUACCAAAAUGUGGUCAGCGGUUUUGCUGCAAGACUCACUGAUUCUGAUAUUGAAGCCAUGAAAAUGAAAGAUGGUUUUGUAUCAGCUCGUCAAGAACGAAUCUUGAAGCUUCAAACAACUCAUACACCGAGAUUCGUGAGGUUGCGUCAAGAAUCUGGCUUUUGGAAGCAAUCAAAUUUUGGGAAGGGCAUGAUCAUUGGAGUGUUAGAUACUGGAAUUAUGCCAGGCCAUGAUUCAUUUCGCGACUAUGGAAUGCCGCCCCCACCUUCUAAAUGGAAAGGGUCAUGUGAGUUCAAUACGUCGAGCUGCAACAACAAACUUAUAGGGGCCAGAUCAUUUAACAGUGUUGCAACAGCCUCAAAUGUUAGUAAGGGAGUUGAGACACCCCUAGAUGAAGAUGGAUAUGGGACCCACACUGCAAGCAUAGCUGCUGGUGGGUUUGUUCAGAAUGCAGAAGCGCUCGGUGGUGCAGUAGGGAUGGCUGCCGGGAUGGCAGCAUAUGCGCAUUUGGCAGUGUACAAAGUAUGUUCUGGUGAUUGCCUCGAGAGUGACAUGCUAGCCGGGCUUGAUGCUGCAAUAGCUGAUGGAGUUGACGUGAUAUCAAUUUCCCUUGGAGAAGAGAAAAAAAGGCCAUUUUAUAAGGAUUACAUUGCAAUAGGCUCAUUUGCUGCAAUUCAAAAGGGGAUCUUUGUAAGCUGUGCAACAGGGAACUCAGGUCCAAUCAAGGGGACUGCAUCAAAUGUGGCGCCAUGGGUUCUAACCGUUGGAGCAAGCAAUACAGAUAGAAUGAUCAAAGUCACAACAAAACUAGGAAAUCAGAUGGAUUUUCAUGGAGAGUCUUUAUUUCAGCCAAAAGACUUCCCUUCUACAUUGGCACCACUUGUUUAUGCCGGGUCUAACAACAAACCGGAUUCCAAAUUAUGUGUCAAAGGAUCACUUGAAGGUAUGGAUGUCAAAGGCAAAAUAGUCUUCUGUGAGAUAGGUGUGUCAGCACAAAUAGAGAAAGGGGAAGUGGUAAAAGAAGCAGGUGGUGCAGGCAUGAUAUUAAUGAACCAAGAAGCACAGGGCUUUAGCUUAGAUGCCGAUCCACACGUUCUCCCUGCAGCACAUGUAAGUUAUGCAGCUGGACUCAAGAUUAAAGACUACAUUAACUCCACACGUACACCAUUAGCAACAUUAUUGUUCAAAGGAAUGGUCACUGGAAACCCUUUAGCUCCAGCUGUUGCUUCAUUCUCUGCCAGAGGUCCCAAUACCGCGAGUCCAGGAAUUCUGAAACCCGACAUUGUUGACCCUCGAGUUACCAUUCUUGCAGCAUGGGCACUCCCACUGGAUGGAAGCACCAAAACCAAAUCCCCUUUUGAUUUCAAGUCCGGGACUUCAAUGUCGUGCCCACAUUUUAGUGGUGUUGCAGUGUUGCUCAAAGCUACUCACCCUUAUUGGUCACCAGCAGCUAUAAAGACAGCAAUAAUGACCUCUGCAGACCUAGUAAAUCUCAGAGUUACACCAAUAAUAAAUGAAACUCUUCAACCAACAGACAUAUUUGCUACAGGCGCGGGUCAUGUUAACCCUUCAAAAGCUAAUGAUCCAGGACUCAUCUAUAAUAUCCAGCCUCAAGAUUACAUACCUUAUUUGUGUUGUCUUGGGUAUAGUGAUGAGGAAGUUGGGAUCAUUGCACAUCGAGCCGUUAACUGUUCACCAAAAUCUAGUAUUACAGAAGCCCAACUGAAUUACCCUUCAUUUUCUGUUAAACUCGGAUGGCCAUCCCAAAAACUUACAAGGACAGUAACUAACGUAGGAGCUGCAUAUACAUCACAUGUUGUUAAAGUUGUUGCACCAAAAGGAGUAUCUGUUUCUGUCAACCCCAGCAAGAUUAAUUUCACAAAGAUGAAUGAGAAGGCAACUUAUUCAGUGACUUUCACCUGCACGAAUGAUCAAGUAGGUAAAUAUUCUCAAGGUUAUAUAACAUGGAUCUCUACAAAAUACAUGGUUCAAAGUGUCAUCUCUGUGAAUUUCAUGUAAAACCAACCAUCAAACUGGUUUCAUUUUUCUUGUUCCAUUACAUUGCUCAGAUAUUAAUACAAAUCUUAUUGUUGUAUGUUCGGGUCAAAACUAGUUGAGACAACUUGAUAAUUUACACACCAUUCCAAUUUUUAGUUGAUUUUUUUGGAAUUUUGGAUUUUUAAUGUAAUGAUAAGUUGACGGGUAUAGAUACUAACUAUAAUUAGGUUGUAGGUAUAAUUUUCUGAUAAACUAAAAGGUUAUGUGAUGCACUUUAAUGUAUAGAAUGUGGCUUAGAUGUGGCAGUCCAGAAUGUAAGAACUUGGGGGCCUAAUCGGCUAAGGCCUUAGCUUGUAAAUUGAUGGGUACAGAUAUUAAUCUUUCAAGUCAAAAAGUCAAAUCACCAUCCAAGAUUAUGCAUACCCACUCUAAAUAUUAGUCGCACCAGAAAUAUCAAAAGCACAAUGAGAGCUAAUGAAGUAUAAAGAGGUUAGUAGUUCCUUGAUGGCUGUUUUCUUAGCACUAAUACUAAUAUCAUUUGCUGCAAGAACUCCUGUUCAGACGACCAAC
Molecule: messenger RNA, 2778 nt
Organism: Erigeron canadensis
Lineage: Eukaryota; Viridiplantae; Streptophyta; Magnoliopsida; Asterales; Asteraceae
Product: subtilisin-like protease 4
Exons: 1
Coding region: 1-2229 (742 amino acids)
Biological process (GO): proteolysis
Molecular function (GO): serine-type endopeptidase activity
Source: RefSeq, a predicted model, not a curated record